AUGUCUGCACUACGGAUCCUCGUGCCCAUCAAGCGGGUAAUUGACUACGCGGUGUGUGUCAAUUGGGCCUUCUACGGCCUAAUGGUGAAACCGCGCGUCAACAAGGCCCAGACGGGUGUGGAGACGGCCGGCGUAAAGCACUCGAUGAACCCUUUCGAUGAGCUCUCCAUCGAGGAAUCCGUCCGUAUCCGCGAGAAGAAAACUGCGCCCGGCGGCGUGGAGGACAUCUGCGUUAUCUCGGCCGGACCCCCGAAAGCGCAGGACGUGCUGCGCACAGCCAUGGCCAUGGGCGCCGACCGCGCUAUCCAUGUCGAAGUCAAGGAAGGAGACGACCUCGAGCCCUUAGCCGUGGCCAAAAUGCUGCGCGCUGCCGUCGACAAGGAGAAGAGCAACCUGGUUAUUUUAGGCAAGCAGAGCAUUGAUGAUGAUGCGGCGCAGACGGGGCAGAUGCUCGCGGGGUUGUUGGGGUGGCCGCAGGCUACGCAGGCUAGUCAGGUCAAGUUUGGGGAGGGGGAUAGUGUGUUGGUUACCAAGGAGGUGGAUGGGGGCGUGGAGACGGUCAAGGCGAAGUUGCCUAUGGUCAUUACGACGGAUUUGAGGCUCAAUGAGCCGAGGUAUGCGAGUUUGCCGAAUAUUAUGAAGGCAAAGAAGAAGCCAUUGCUCAAGAUGAGCUUGAGCGAUUUGGGGGUGGCGAAUGAGAGGCGGUUGAAGAUUGUCAAAGUCAUUGAACCCGCCCCGAGACAAGGCGGCGGUAAGGUUGAGGAUGUGGAUGGUUUGAUCUCCAAGCUGAAGGAACUAGGUGCAUUAUAG
Pseudomassariella vexata is the source of this 810-nucleotide messenger RNA. RefSeq lists its product as uncharacterized. Gene Ontology annotation, cellular component: cytosol. Bases 1 to 810 code for a protein of 269 amino acids. Lineage: Eukaryota; Fungi; Ascomycota; Sordariomycetes; Amphisphaeriales; Pseudomassariaceae. The record is from RefSeq and is a predicted model, not a curated record. Gene Ontology annotation, molecular function: electron transfer activity. The transcript is spliced from 3 exons.